This is a messenger RNA of Camelus dromedarius (Arabian camel), 2127 nucleotides long. RefSeq names its product ring finger protein 212 (gene RNF212). The transcript is spliced from 11 exons. Gene Ontology annotation, biological process: protein sumoylation; homologous chromosome pairing at meiosis; reciprocal meiotic recombination. The record is from RefSeq and is a predicted model, not a curated record. Bases 358 to 1026 code for a protein of 222 amino acids. NCBI's taxonomy places the organism in Eukaryota, Metazoa, Chordata, Mammalia, Artiodactyla, Camelidae. Gene Ontology annotation, cellular component: synaptonemal complex. Gene Ontology annotation, molecular function: SUMO transferase activity.
UCCCGACGCAACCACGCCGGCGCUGCGUGGGGGCCCACGCUGGGCCUGGACUACGGCGCGCUGCCCUCAGGAGAAUCCCUGGGCAUUGCAGCGUUGGGAUGAGCGAGGCGGGUCCGCCUCCCGGUCGUCCGGCCAGAACAAGCCGCAGAGGGAAAGAUCUGACUUAGGCCUCCCCGUCUUCCUGGCUGCCUCCGGGCUUCGGGGAGCAGCGUGCUCAGCGGGGCGAGGCCUCCAGAGGGCGGCCGGGGAGACGUGACACCUGCAUCCCUGGCCCUGGCUCCCCGCGUGCGGCGGGCAGAGCGAAACGUGCUUUUCUUUUAUAGGUAAAAGGGACGAAUGCUUAAUUUGUAAAGUUCCAUGUCGUACGAUUCUGCUUUCAAAACAUACUCCGACAUCCGGGCGCUCUUUCUGGGCAUCGACGGCCUGUGUAGGAAGUACUCCAUGGAGACCUCCCAGGUUUCAGAAUUUCAGGAAAAGCACAGGAGGAGACUGCUGGCCUUCUAUGGAGAAAAGAUUUCCAGCUUGGAGGAGUCCCUCAGGAAGUCGGCGCUGCAGCUAGAGCAGCUGCAAAGCAUGAGAUUGGCCCAACAAACAGCUUUUGGCACAAUAAAAACUCCGGUUUCGACUCCCACUGCAAAGCCCAGCGGGCCUCUGUUCCUGCCACCUGACUCCUCGGCCUCUCAGAGCAGGGUGGAGUCCAUGGAAGUCGACCUCACCUCCUCCCCAAGGAGAAAACCCGAGGCCACGGCCGGCCCCGCAAGGAUCUCCGUGAUCAGUCCACCUCGAGACGGACGCAUGGGCAGCGUGGCCCACCACCCUCAGCACCUCAGCCUGACGCCACGUCGCUCCAGCGAACCCCAGGCUCCCAGGAUCCCAGCGCUGCGGCUCCCCUGUGAGGGGUGGACCGGGAGCCCAGCGCCCCCAGCGGCCAGCGGAGCGGGGAGAGGGGUGGCACCCAGGCCCCCCAUCAGCAUCGCGGGCCUGCUGCAGAGGCAGCAUUUAAGCAAGUGCUGCUUUGAAAAGUAAACGCUUUUCCCUGAAAUGCACGUGUGAGAAUGUCUGUGUGGUGAGAGCAGACACGAGACUGGAACUUGGAACGUUCUUAAGAAUCGUGUUCUGAGCGUCUCGGUGGUUUGGAACCGGUGGUGUCCGCAGUGAAUCCCACGUGGGUCAUGCUCUGGACACCUCCUGCAGGGUCUGCCGGCCUCAGGGUUCAGGUGCGGGAGUGAGAGGCCCCGCGUGCCCUCAGUCACGUCACAGCGCUGGCAAGUCCCUCGCGCAGUGGAUAAACAUCUCGGCCUUCAGAUGCCAGCGCUGGGGUGGGACGGGCACCACCUGUGGCCUCCCUGCUGGCUGCGUCUGGUCGCGACUUGGCUCCUGUUCAGCAGCAGUCUGUCUCCAGAUGUGGGCUCAUGGGUGACCUCCCCACGGGCAGUGUGCUCCCUCCUCACCCCACUGUCGGGACAGCGCCAGCUGGAAAACAGGCUUAUCGGGUUAAUUUUAGUCCUUUAUGGUGCGGUUACCUGAAACUUGUCCAGAAACUUCUGGAUCCUCCCACCUGGGUCAGGCCCACUGCCAAGGUGUGUAACAGGCAGGAAGCAGGUGCCACCCCUUCUGCACUUGGGAAGCCUGAGGCUGGGCAGGCCGUGCGCCUCCACGUGGGCUGGCGUUUCUGUGUGGGGCAGGGGCAGGAGGGAGCCCUGUGCGAGAUGACCAGCGUCCCAUGUCAGGAAAUGCCCACGUGUUAUAAAACCCUGAACAGUGCGGUGUUUCUGUGUGUGGGACGUGGGAAGGUAGGUGAGCAUGCCCGCAGAGAGGACUCUCGAGCGGACGACACGGCCACAGGCGUCGGGGGAGGCGGUGCUCCCUGCAGGCGGAGCCUGGCUCUGGGCUGGGGCCUGGGUGUCAGCCUGGCCCACGGUUCUAAACCCUUACUCUUCAUCCCCCGCCUCAUGCUCAUGUUUUCAGCAUUUCCUGUUCUUUGUUGCUUUUCACAUAUGAGUGUCGGUCAACCCUCAUCCACCCUACCCCUUGGGGUCAGCUGACCACUGGCAUCAGCAUGUCAAUUAUUUCAAUUAUCUCCAUUGGAAAGACAAAAUUAAAUAAAAUAUCCAAAUGUUGGUGCAA